CCCCGCCUCCCCUCGCCUCAGCGCCUUAAAUGCCUCUGCCGCGGCGGCAACAAAGGCGGGCGGCGGCUGUGAGUGAGGGGCCGGCUGAGGGCCGGUGAGGCGGGGCUGGCGGCUAGAGAACUCAAUUUAGAGAGACAUGGGAGCAUGAAGAAUUGCAUGGAGGGCACGGAUGUGUUGCCUGUGGCGGCAUCUCCUAUGGCUCUUACCUGGCAAUCUGCUGCUACCUGGAAGGGAUUGACAGGAGCGUCUGUGGACAGCAAAGGAACCUAGAGAUGAAGGUAUUUCUUGAACUCUUCAGCACAUCACAGAACUGUUGUGUUUUGGGAUAUCCUGCUUAAACUCUCAGAGGAAAAUCUGCUGACAGAUUGGAAAAUUCAGAUCAAUUCAUCCAACAGAUGUUGGAGAAUUUGCCAACAACCAAAAAUGACUUGAGUUGGAGAGCUGCUGCUUUAUCCAAAGGGCCAGCUUCCCAUGUCCCAUCUGGAUGCACCGUGCACUAUGGUUCACAUCAAUGUGUUGAAAAAGUUCUUGUGUGUUCUUGUGGUGAUACUGGUAGCACUGACAGUUUGCUUGUGGAGAGAAACGAGAAGAAGCUACUAUGAUCCUCUGAAGACCAGGAAUGAUGAUUUGCAGGGGCACAGGAGUUUGGAGAAAUGGAACCUGGUUAAAUCACAAGGCCUUUUCCGUGAAGCAGCCAGUGAACUGGGGCAGGUAUCCAAAUUGUGGCAUGCUGCCCAAAACAAAGGCAGCGCCUCUGAAACAGCUGAAAAGCCCAAGAAAGCAGCAGUUGGGAAGGUAUGGGAUAAGGACAGCUCAUCCAGAAAUCUCAUACCCAGGCUGCAGAAGGUCAGGAAAAACUACCUGGCCAUGAACAAGUACAAUGUGACUUACAAUGGGAAGAGGAGUGCUAAGCUCAGCCCAGAGAAGUUGCUGUGCCAGCUGCGGGACAGGGUCAAUGUGACCAUGAUCCAGAGGUCAGAUGGUCCUUUUGGUACCUCUGAAUGGCAGCAGUACCUGCCAGGGAAAAGCCUCAGUGAAACAGUGGGACACCUGGGUCGCUGUGCUGUCGUGUCCUCAGCAGGCUCUCUGAAAUCAUCUCGCUUGGGACAAGAGAUAGACAGCCAUGAUGCCGUCUUGCGAUUCAAUGGAGCUCCUGUCAGGGGCUUUCAGGAUGAUGUGGGGCAAAAGACAACAAUUCGUCUUGUGAAUUCCCAGCUUGUAACUGUUGAAGAGCAGCAGUUCCUGAGGGAACCACUAUAUAACACUGGAAUCUUAAUUGUCUGGGAUCCAGCACCAUAUCAUGCAGAAAUUCAUGAGUGGUACAGAAAACCAGAUUACAACUUUUUUGAAAGCUAUAAGGCGUAUCGUAGAACACAUCCAGAGCAGCCCUUCUAUAUCCUGAAUCCCAAAAUGCAGUGGCAACUCUGGGAUAUUCUGCAGGAGAAUUCCCUGGAGCAUAUUCAGCCUAAUCCACCAUCAUCAGGAAUGCUUGGCAUUGUGCUCAUGAUGACCCUGUGUGACCAAGUGGACGUGUACGAAUUUCUCCCUUCCAAGCGGCAGACGGACAUUUGCCACUAUUACCAGAAGUUCCACGAUCACGCCUGCACCAUGGGAGCUUACCACCCGCUCCUUUUUGAGAAGAACUUGGUGAAGCACAUGAACCAGGGCACGGAUGAGGACAUCUACACUCAUGGGAAAGUCACCCUGCCUGGCUUCCAAAAAGUGCAUUGCUAAUAGAUUGAUUUGACUGUGUUUCAUUUUCCUUGAUUUUCAAAGCACUUUUUUAAUCAGGGUUGUCAGAUUUGUUAGGUCUAAGCACUGGUGUGAUUUGGCAGCUCUUCCACGUAGCAAGGCUUGCUCUUAGGACUUUAUUGCCCAACUCUGAGCUGUAAGGCUCACUGUGGUACAGCCACUGACCUGCAUGAGUCACUGCAAUAAAUGGACUCCCAGUGGAGCCAGGCUCUUGCAGCACGUGGAUACCUCUGGCUUCAUCUCAGCACAUGACAGUGUAGGGGAGGCACAGGAGGGGCUCUCUGAGCAGAGAUUGCACAAGUCAGGAUCAUUCAGUGAACAUAGUUCAAUUUGCUUCCAAGGGGUUGUGUACACCAAGCCCCUAGGCCAUUGGAAAAUGAAAAAUCAUUUAAAAUUUGUUCCCGUAGUCAGGAGCUCUUCAGAGUAGGGCUGAUUUACGGAAAUGCUGUCAAGCUGUGUAAUGAUAAGCUAAACUUCUAGUCCAAAAUAUUUGAUUUUAUAAACAGUCUGUGAACUUCCAAAUUGUAAGACUUCUGAAACCACUCAGGUGACAUUUUUGGCAAAGGAAGAGGAAAGCAAUUAAUAAUUCAGUGAAUCUUGCAAGACUUUUUAAUCUUUUUGCUUUUUUAAAAAAAUAAUUUAAAAUAAAUUUUAGUAAGCAUUUACUUUUCCAGUACAGUGCUGGGCUUGGUACAGAAGAACCCUUCUUAUCAGAAACGUUUUGGGAAGAUGCUCCAAGACACAAAUGGGAGAAGUUGGCACACUGGAAGUCGGUGCCUUUUUCCAGCUCUCUGCUGCUCUACCUUUGCAAUUGUUGAUGAAUCACGUUCUGUACCCAUUAACACAAGCACCACAGAGCUGCUGCUAGAUGAGUUCCAGCCCUCUGCAGGCCGAUAGAGGGGAUCUCUCGACUGCUGCGUGCUUUCCUGCAUGGGUGGGGAGCAGGUUUGCCACUUCAUGCUUCAUGAGUGGUGGGGAGGGGGAGAGCAUGCCUUGCUUCUCAUGCUGAAACACAGGCAGAGCUGGGAAGAGCAGCUUCUUCCUGCUCCAGGGAUUCCUGUGGCAGCAUGGUGGGAGUGGUAGCUCUGCAGUCUCAGUGUGUUGGUGAGAACACCUUCCCUGUCUUCUGUACUUGUGUGUUUCAUCAGGUCUGUAAAGAAAGCUUUCUCCUGUUUUGAAUAAAUCCUGUGAAGCCA
This is a messenger RNA of Catharus ustulatus (Swainson's thrush), 2948 nucleotides long. RefSeq names its product ST6 beta-galactoside alpha-2,6-sialyltransferase 1 (gene ST6GAL1). Bases 472 to 1734 code for a protein of 420 amino acids. Gene Ontology annotation, molecular function: sialyltransferase activity. The record is from RefSeq and is a predicted model, not a curated record. The transcript has 8 exons. NCBI's taxonomy places the organism in Eukaryota, Metazoa, Chordata, Aves, Passeriformes, Turdidae.